Cydia amplana is the source of this 1116-nucleotide messenger RNA. RefSeq lists its product as uncharacterized. Lineage: Eukaryota; Metazoa; Arthropoda; Insecta; Lepidoptera; Tortricidae. The record is from RefSeq and is a predicted model, not a curated record. Bases 1 to 1116 code for a protein of 371 amino acids. Gene Ontology annotation, molecular function: nucleic acid binding. The transcript has 2 exons.
AUGGUAGUUUACCUAGACGACUUCCUCUUGAGUCAUCCGGACCCAGUCACGCUGCAAAACCAAUCGCGGUUUGUAGUUCAAAAACUAGAAGAGCUCGGCUGGGUAGUAAACAAGAGAAAAUCCCAACUGAAACCAACACGGUGCUUAGAAUAUUUGGGCAUAAUCUGGAACACCCUCGAGAACAAAAAGAUGCUCUCAGACUCCAAGACCGGGAAAAUAAAAUCCCUAAUCAAAAAACUCGUCAUCAGAAAACUCUGGAGCUGGAGAGAAGCAAAGGUUCUUCUAGGAAAACUAAACUUUGCAUCGUUCACGGUUCCGUUAGGAAGACUACAUUGUCGAUGGAUGCAGAUAGACUCCAACAAACUUCUGAAGUCAAUGCGACACACAAGACGCCCGAUAUCAGAUGCAUCCCUGACCGAACUGGAUUGGUGGGUAAGAAAUAUAAAAAGAAGUACAGUCAUACACCAAUCCAAACCAGAUACGUUCAUCACCACCGAUGCGGCAGAUGCCGGAUGGGGUGCAAUAGCGAACAACCAGAAAUUGUGGGGUCGCUGGGACGCAGAACAACAACAAUGGCACUGCAACCAGAAAGAACUGUGGGCUCUCUACGAAACUAUCAAAUGGUUAGGAUCAUCUCUGAGAGACGUGGUGGCCAUAUGGCAAACGGACAAUCGAACGGCAGCGGCUUAUGUAACCAAACAGGGGGGCACAAAAACAAGAAAGCUUUUAGAAACGACAACAGAAAUCCUUCGGUUGUGCGACCGUUACAACUGCUCCCUCAUAGCUCGCUACAUUCCAGGGCCAUACAACGGACUGGCAGACAGUCUCUCGAGGUCGAAAAACUUACCAGAGUGGCACCUAAAACCUUCGAUAACGAAAGUGGUGUUUCAGAUCCUGGGCACUCCGGAAAUAGACUUGUUCGCGUCAGUAAGGUCAGCAGUGGUGCCGAACUACGUGUCAGAGGACGCUACGGACAUGAGGAGUCGGUUUACGAAUGCCUUCAGCCGAAGUUGGCAGUACGAACUGGGUUGGAUAUUCCCACCUCCGGCACUGAUUCCAAGGAUCUCCCUCAUCACCUUGUGGAUCUCGAGACCAACCUACCACCACCAGGAAUAA